This is a messenger RNA of Dreissena polymorpha, 1118 nucleotides long. RefSeq names its product enoyl-CoA hydratase, mitochondrial-like. Gene Ontology annotation, molecular function: enoyl-CoA hydratase activity. The record is from RefSeq and is a predicted model, not a curated record. NCBI's taxonomy places the organism in Eukaryota, Metazoa, Mollusca, Bivalvia, Myida, Dreissenidae. Gene Ontology annotation, cellular component: mitochondrion. Bases 45 to 929 code for a protein of 294 amino acids. The transcript is spliced from 8 exons. Gene Ontology annotation, biological process: fatty acid beta-oxidation.
UUUUGCAACUUAAGCAACACUUUGGCUUCAGUACAAAAUACAAAAUGGCUUCCAAACUAGGACGGACGAUUUUUGGCCAGUUUUUGCAUCGAUCUGCACAAACUAACGUUAUAUUGCCUUUUCAAUGCAUUAAAAGAUGCAUGGCGACAGAAGGUCAAUACGUUAUCACAGACAAGAAAGGGGAAAAACAAAAUGUGGGUUUCAUUCAGCUAAAUAGACGGAAGGCUCUGAACGCUCUUUGUGAUGGCCUAAUGAAAGAAGUAUCAGAUGCUCUGGAUGCAUUUGAAAAGGACAAAGAUGUGGGAUGUAUUGUCUUAACUGGUGGGGAUAAAGCAUUUGCUGCUGGAGCGGACAUAAAAGAAAUGAAGGACCGCGAGUUUGCUGAAGUGUAUAGUGGAAGUUUCCUGUCCAACUGGGAUAGACUGGCAAGAUGCAAGAAGCCUGUAAUAGCAGCUGUUAAUGGAUAUGCACUAGGCGGUGGUUGUGAGAUAGCCAUGAUGUGUGAUAUCAUUUAUGCUGGAGAGAACGCACAGUUUGGGCAACCAGAGAUUACACUUGGGACCAUACCUGGGGCUGGAGGCACUCAGAGACUGUGCAAAGCCAUCGGCAAGUCAAAAGCAAUGGAGCUGAUUCUCACAGCUGACAGAAUGACUGCUCAGGAGGCAGAAAAGUCUGGUUUGGUGAGCAAGGUUUUCCCUAUUGACCAGACAGUGAAUGAAGCCAUCAAGACAGCAGAGAAGAUAGCAGGCUUCUCCAAAAUAACCUCAGCUAUGUGCAAGGAGGCGGUCAAUGCAGCAUAUGAACUCUCACUGCAAGAAGGGUUACACUUUGAGAAGCGAAUCUUCCACGCUACCUUUGCAACAGCUGACAGAAAGGAAGGCAUGACAGCUUUCUCUGAAAAAAGGAAGCCGACAUUCACAGACAAUUGAACUUAUUGUGCUCAGAUGGUAAAGCUUAAAAGGAGGAAUUUUAUUGCGAAAUGUUGUGCUAUAUAUUGACUGCUUCAAAUGCUACACUUUUUAAGAAGUUACUUUAUAGAUGAUUUAUCUAACAUUUGUUUGCAGAAUACAUACAAUGUAUGAAAUAAUAAACAUACAUGAUUACAAGUCAUCUUAAAA